AUGAAAUUUAUGCAACGCAGUGGUAGCAGUAGUAAGAAACAAAAAGCAAAAUUAGCUACCAAUCAACAACAACAACAAACAUCUUCACAAAUUACAAAAUCAGAUUAUAAUGCAUCAGUCGAUUUUAUAGCGGAUCAUCCAGGAUGUUGGCGUUUAUUAGAAAACGAAGCAGUCGAUAAAGAUCUUGUCUCUAAUGAUCAACAAUCUAAUGAAAUAAAACAUCCAACAAUAAUUUAUAAAUCUAGUGUAUUCUCGAUAAACAAUCACAGUUAUACACGUUUAUCAUUCCAGAAUUAUAACAAAAAAGUUGAAUCAUACAUGUCAAAAUAUAACGUCUAUAAUAAUCAGCAAAAUGGAGAAGAUGGUGAGUUGAAACAAUCAGAUGAAGAAGAUAAUGAACAAAUAACGGAUGAAAAACUGGCGACUUACGCAACACUAAUGAAAACCAUAAGAAAAAAAUUUAACAAAAAGUCAUCUUCGAAUAUAAUAACAUUUGACAAUAGUUCCGGUGGAAAAAUAUCGAAACGUAAAAGAAGACGACACAAAAAACAACAACAAGUAAAUGCGACGCUGUUAGAAUCGUUACCCUCUUUUUCGUCACAUAAUUCUAAUAAUGAAGAAGAAACUGAAUCAGGUGUGUUUUUAAAUCUUCAAUAUGAUCAAGAACAAUCCAUCGAGGAGGGAAAACUAACAUCAACUGGCUUGAUUAGCGAAAUUAUUCUACAAUCGCCAGUGCCAGAUACCGUUGAUGAUGAAGGCGCAUCAAAUAACACAAGUUAUCCUUCAGUUAAUAAACUCGUAUAUUCUACACAACCAAGAAUGGACGAUGAGCAAUCAAUAAUAACAACCACAACGUCCUCAAAUGAACAUAAUAUAUCUAAGCACCAAAACGAUACAAGAGAUAUUGAAGAAAGUUUUACGGAAGAUGAUUAUGAACACAUAUUGAAAAGUGAUGUUAAACAUAUUUUUAUUUUAAGCGAUAAUGGAAAACCAGUUUUCACCAGAUAUGGCGACGAAGAAAAACUGUUAACAUUGAUGGGAGUCAUGCAAUCAUUGAUAUCAUUCGCUGAAAUUUAUAAUCAUAAUCAAUUAAAUUAUAUUAAAGCUGGACGUAGUCGUGUCGUUUUCUUACACAAUAAACCAUUGAUAUUUAUUUUAGUAACACGUUUAAAUGAAAAUUAUAGUUGUUUAUUACAACAACUAAACUAUUGUUAUUAUCAAAUAAUAAGUACUCUGACAUUGAGUCGAAUCAAACAUAAAUUUGAAGCACAACCAAACUUUGAUUUAAGACGAUGGUUAUCAAAUGCUGAAAAAAAAUUGUUACACAAUAUCAUCGACAUGUAUGAAACAGAUCAUGGGAUGAUGAUGUCAUGUGCAAAAUGUCUUAUUAUGCCAUUAAAUAUUAGAAGUCAAAUUGGUUUGGUCAUGGCACAAACAAUACGUGGACAAAAGGAUAUGAUAUUUGCAAUUAUACUUGCACACGGCCAUCUUGUCUCGAUUGCACGGUUAAAACAGUAUCAUUUACAUCCGUCUGAUUUACAUUUAUUGAUUAAUCUUGUGAAUAGUUCAGAUGCAUUUAAAGACGUAGAAGCAUGGGUACCUGUUUGUUUGCCACGUUUCGAUUCAGGUGGCUGUUUACAUACCCAUAUAUCAUAUUUAGACGAUGCCUGUGAUGUAUGUCUUAUCUUAAUGACAGUAAAUGCCGAAAACUUUCACAUAUUAUCCGAUUUCAAACAAACAAUUACUGAUAAAUUAAAGAAAAACGGCUUAAUCGGUCAAAUCAAAAUAGCGUUAGUACGCGAUAGAGGGCUUUCUGAUGAAAUUGGCUGUAAUCAAUUACGUUAUUUUGCCUAUAAAUCACGUGGUUUAAGUCAGUAUACAUGCUCAAAAUUAUUAGCACCAUAUACUACGAAAGAGCAACAGAUUCGAUUAUUCGAUCUGAUACGUUAUAUUUACGGACGAUUGCAUGAUCCAAAUCAUCAAUUGAAAAUUAUUUAUUAUGCUGCUGAAUAUGAAUCUUUACUGGGUUGGCUUGCACCCGGUUUUGAAUUGCAUGUUGUCUUUUCACCUAUGGUUACAUUAGAUACAGUGACAUCUUGUAUUGAUCGUAUAUUAGCUUAUAUAAAACGAGAAGAAGGCCAACUAUUUAUAAUGAAAUGUGAAUAUUUUUGA
Didymodactylos carnosus is the source of this 2172-nucleotide messenger RNA. NCBI's taxonomy places the organism in Eukaryota, Metazoa, Rotifera, Eurotatoria, Philodinida, Philodinidae. The record is from the annotation of a GenBank genome assembly.